Cavenderia fasciculata is the source of this 495-nucleotide messenger RNA. RefSeq lists its product as uncharacterized. NCBI's taxonomy places the organism in Eukaryota, Evosea, Eumycetozoa, Acytosteliales, Cavenderiaceae. The record is from RefSeq and is a predicted model, not a curated record. The coding region runs from base 1 to 495 and encodes 164 amino acids. The transcript has a single exon.
AUGAUUGAAUUCUUUAAACAAAGAACAAAAUAUCAUAUAGAGUUGGUGACAAGGAAUAUGAUGUUGAUGCAAGGUUACGGUGGAUUGAGCGUUGAAGAGUUGAAAAAUAGAGCAAUCAUUCACGAUCAAUCAAAAUAUGAAGAACCUGAACUAUCUGGAUACAUACAGUUGACUUGGUUUCAUCGUUGCAAGAAUCUAAACAUUCCAUUUCAAUAUGCAAACAAAUCGAUUGAAACGAUGGUAAGGGAUGCAUGUCAUCAUCAUCUACAUUCAAAUAGACAUCAUCCAGAAUCUCAUAAUCAUCCAAAUGAAAUGAAUGUGUUGGAUAUAGUUGAGAUGGUGUCAGAUUGGUCAGCUAUUAGUCAAGAAUUAAAUCAAGGUUCUUGUAUUACCUAUGUCAAAGAAAAUCAUUCAAAAUGGUCAUUCAACAAUGAAAAACUUGAUUUUAUCUUUGAAACUAUUAAAGAGUUUGAUAAAAGAUUGUCGAGACUUUAG